AUGGGUGUCCUUGAACGUAUUGCCGAUAUUGAGGCUGAAAUGGACAAAACUCAAAAAAAUAAAGCAACAGCACGCCAUUUAGGUUUACUCAAAGCACAAUUAGCCAAACUAAGACGUGAAUUAAUUGAACCGAAAGGUGCUGGUGGCGGCGGAAAAUGUGAAGGCUUCGAUGUUGCUAAAACUGGUGAUGCUCGUAUUGGUUUUGUUGGCUUUCCAUCAGUCGGAAAAAGUACAUUAUUAACUAAUUUAGCUGGUGUUUAUAGUGAAGUGGCCGCUUAUGAAUUUACUACGCUUACAACUGUGCCUGGUGUUAUUCGAUAUAAAGGUGCAAAAAUUCAAUUACUCGAUUUACCCGGUAUUAUCGAAGGUGCAAAAGAUGGUAAAGGUCGUGGUAAACAAGUUAUUGCAGUCGCUCGAACAUGUAAUUUAAUAUUUAUAGUAUUAGAUGUACUUAAACCAUUAGGUCAUAAGCGUUUAAUCGAACGUGAACUUGAAGGUUUCGGCAUACGUUUAAAUAAAGAACCGCCAAAUAUUUACUUCAAACGAAAGGAUAAAGGUGGAAUAAACUAUCAAGCAUUAGUUCCACAAACAACAAUAGAUCUCGAAACAGUCAAAGCUAUACUUGGUGAAUAUAAAAUUCAUAAUGCUGAUAUUAUUAUACGUUGCGAUGCAACUGAAGACGAUAUCAUUGAUUUAAUUGAAGGCAAUCGUGUCUAUGUACCAGCUAUAUAUGUUUUAAAUAAAAUCGAUCAAAUAUCAGUUGAAGAAUUAGAUAUUAUUUAUAAAGUUCCUCAUUGCGUACCGAUAUCAGCUCAUCACAAAUGGAAUUUCGAUGAUUUGCUGGAGAAAAUGUGGCUAUAUUUAAAACUUGUGCGAAUCUAUACGAAACCAAAAGGUCAACUGCCAGAUUAUGCGUCACCUGUUGUACUUACACAAGGAAGAAGUUCAGUGGAAGAUUUUUGCAAUAAAAUUCAUCGAGCUAUUUUAGUGGAUUUUAAAUAUGCGCUUGUUUGGGGCGCAUCUGUUAAACAUCUUCCACAAAAAGUCGGUAAAGAACAUGUUCUUCUCGAUGAAGACGUUGUCCAAGUUGUCAAGAAAGCUGGUUAA
Molecule: messenger RNA, 1107 nt
Organism: Rotaria socialis
Lineage: Eukaryota; Metazoa; Rotifera; Eurotatoria; Philodinida; Philodinidae
Source: the annotation of a GenBank genome assembly